Molecule: messenger RNA, 2056 nt
Organism: Podospora bellae-mahoneyi
Lineage: Eukaryota; Fungi; Ascomycota; Sordariomycetes; Sordariales; Podosporaceae
Exons: 3
Coding region: 19-1428 (469 amino acids)
Molecular function (GO): protein binding
Source: RefSeq, a predicted model, not a curated record
AUUGAAUCUGAUAUCUAAAUGGAAUCCAUUGAUUUUCCAUUUCUCUUCAGUGUACUUGAGCUUACAGCGAUAAUGUUCCCAACACGCAGCCGAAGAAAAGGGGCCCCCUUAUUACCCCUCAGGUUUUUCACCACAUGGUCCCUCCUCGCUUCAUUAACAACAACACUGGCGUUAUCCACCAUCCACAACCCCAAAUACCAAUGCCCCUCCUCCCCACCCCCAGCUCUCACACCACACCAACUCCUCUCUGCCAGCUGCCCCCGUCCCAUCCCUGGUUCACUGACAGAAACCCUCUUUUCCAACUCCAGCUCCCACAUCACCCCUUGGACCCACGCCCCAGUCUGCGAGCUCAUCAAUGGCCUGACCGGUCAAUACUGCACCUACACCAACUCCCACCACGGCCACCGCGGCUUCUCCCUUGUCACCACGCCCUCCCGCGCCGCAGACGUUGCCUCCUGGUUUCUUGACCUCCCCUUGCCCAAACCCUCGGACGGCGCUGAAGGCGAGAAAUACAAAGUCGUUACCAUCCCCGGAAAAGGCAAGGGCGUCAUAGCCACGAAGGAAAUCAAACAAUGGGAGGAGAUUAUACUUGACUAUGCCACGCUCGUGGUGGAUGUUGGUUUCACGGUGGAGGUGAAUGCGUUGAGGGGAUACAGACUGCUGCAUAAAGCGGUCGAACAGAUGGGUGAUGGGGGCAACAGUGUGAUGGAACUGGGGAAAAGCAGCGAGCACGCUCAGGAUGUGGUGGAGAACGUGCUGAGGACAAAUGCGUUUAGCACGAGGGUCGGGGAGGGGGAUUACAUGGCGGUUUAUCCUACUGUUUCGGUGAGUCUUGUUUCGCCCACGGGGCUGUUGAAUAGGGGAAAGAAAAGCAAAAUGCUAACAGCACAUCCCUCCAGCGCCUACACCCGCUUCAUCCAAGAAUCCCUCCAAGUCUCCAUAGCAGCCUCCAAACCCAUCUCCCCGGGCGAGGAAAUCACUAUCUCCUACCUAACCCUAGGCAAAACCUCCUCGGAACGCGCCCACCUCCUCAAAAAAUGGGGCUUCACCUGCUCCUGCCCCCUCUGCACCUCCCCCCCCUCCACCAUCGCCGCCUCCGACGCCCGCCGGAAAGAAAUCGCAAAGCUCCAAGAUCUCGCCAUCCGCGCCUUCCAAGCCAACAAGCCGUACCAAGCUCUGCGCCUGACGAGACAGAUCUUGCCUCUUCUGCCAAAGGAGGAGCUCUUCCCGCUUGAGAGUGAGCAGCUGGAAAAUAUGAGCAGGAUUUACUUUGUGUUGAACGACAUGGAUAAGGCGGAAAAGUACGCGAGGCUGAGUUUGGAGGUGCUGGCGAGGCAGGGGUAUAUCAAGUGGGUGGAGGGGUGGAUGGUGGGCAAGAUGUUUAGAAGGUUUGAGGAGGAGGAGGGGCCUAGGGGGGUGAGGUAUUGAUUGGGACUGUUUUCCUUAGAUGAUUUUCUAGUUUGGGGAUCCCGAGUUUAGAAAAGGUAGUCAAUUGGUGCGGUGAUACUAUGCGUAUAUAAAAUGUGGUGGGUAUCUUGAGAUUACCAUUCCAGGCAUGGUCUUUUUCAAGUUUUGCAAGUCGAGGCUACUAGGGGGGGAUCCUGUCAUGGCCGGCAAAAUGAUAUCACAGGCUUCCUUGGGUGAGUAGGCACUCAGUGCAGGGGCAUGAAACCACAGUUGGGGUACUUUUGAGUCGAAAAUGGUCAGCAGACGCCGUGAUGGCUUCAUGUCGUAUAAUGCCAAGCAUAGACGACAAAGUCCGAGACGAGUGCUCCAGUCCGAACUCAGCCGAGCCCACUGCCGGAGAGGGCUGUCUGUCCGGGGCACGGAAUCGGCAAGCUGCCCCCGGAUGGCCGACCAUUGGUGGCGAUCGGUGGUGGAGUUGGCUGUUGAUCGCGGUAUUGUUCGGUGUAUAAAGAGGCGGGGCGUAUGGGGUCGGGUAGUCUCUGAUAUCUGACCAGUCAUUGCCGUCAGCAUACUCGGGGGAUUAUUCGAUCGAAGAUGGAGUCACGGCAAGUCGCAGAGUGUGGUCGCUUUGCUUCGGAGGGUUGUUGGA